AUGGCUUUUGCUUUCUGUCUAGCCAAAUGCUUCGAUGUGAACAAGGGACCGGGUAGUGGUGUUCGAUGCCGACCUAAAAGUGUGUCGAAAGCAAGAGGGUCUAGUUUCAAGAAGGGCCAGAUGCGAGAGCGCGUUUUAGAGGGAUCCGUCAAGAAUGGAGGGAGGAAAAUAGCGGGACCACUUUGCGCGAGCAAUGGAGAUGAUCGGCAACGGGCACAGAUGCAAACCGAGCGUCAAUGCCUUCGUCGUGGCCCUUGGGGGCUCCGUCAACACAAGCUGGUCCUGCGAUUCGUCCUGGCAUCGCAGGCAAAAGUUCCGCGCCUCUGCAGCUGGCCUCAGGCGCGUGUUCGGAUUAUCUAUUAUUCCGUUACUGAGUCAGCCUUAUGCCUUUGGGAUCAGGCAUCCGAGAUAUCCUUGAAGCCUUCUUUUCAGUUGGCCCAAAAGUCAGGACGCCUUUGA
Molecule: messenger RNA, 459 nt
Organism: Aspergillus tanneri
Lineage: Eukaryota; Fungi; Ascomycota; Eurotiomycetes; Eurotiales; Aspergillaceae
Exons: 2
Coding region: 1-459 (152 amino acids)
Source: RefSeq, a predicted model, not a curated record